Messenger RNA from Candidozyma haemuli, 996 nucleotides. Its product is annotated as ERMES complex subunit. Gene Ontology annotation, cellular component: ERMES complex. NCBI's taxonomy places the organism in Eukaryota, Fungi, Ascomycota, Pichiomycetes, Serinales, Metschnikowiaceae. Bases 1 to 996 code for a protein of 331 amino acids. Gene Ontology annotation, molecular function: lipid binding. The record is from RefSeq and is a predicted model, not a curated record. Gene Ontology annotation, biological process: mitochondrion organization. The transcript has 2 exons.
AUGGACGGUACGGAACUUCUGCGCACGUGGGCUCAGUCAGAAAUGCCCAAGGGGUUCCCAAAAGGCCAACCUGAACAAAUAGUGACGGUUCUACAACCUCCAUCGAACAAUGCUUGGUCGUUUACUCAAGGUCUAAUAUGUGGCCAAGUGAGUGUUGUGAUUGUGAUCUUGGUGUUUAUCAAGUUUUUUGUGUUUGCUGAUGGUUCUUCGCCACAGUCUGCGCUGUCCAAGUCGAACAAGAGAGACGUGGCUGCUGUGGUGGUGAAAAGAGAUAAACCGAAGGAUGAGGAUGGCGAGGAUAGCAAUAGUAACCCAGCCAAACUCGCUACAAUUCUUGAAAAGACAUACUAUGAUGUUGAAAACCAUGCGCCAGAGUCUUUGGACUGGUUCAAUGUGCUUGUAGCACAGACUAUUGCCCAGCUUCGUACUGAAGCAUUGCUUUCAGAUAAUAUAUACCAUCUGUUGAAUACGUUUCUUGAGAAGCUGGAGACUCCUGACUACUUGGAUAGAAUCAGGCUUCUGGAGAUUGAUAUCGGUGACGAUUUCCCGAUAUUCUCCAAUUGCCGUAUAAAACAUAGUGGCGAUGACUUUGGUCGUCUAGAGGCACGUAUUGAUGUGGACCUCUCUGAUACGCUUACAUUGGGCAUUGAAACACGUCUUUUACUAAACCAUCCUCGUCCGCUUACUGCUGCUUUGCCUGUGCAGCUUUCUGUAUCUAUAGUGCGUUUUUCAGGAUGCUUGACGGUUUCUUUGGUCAACAUCAACGAGACCGAUUUUGCCGGCAGCAGCAAGGAAAACCUAACGGGCGGCACAGCUCUUAUGUUCUCCUUCCUGCCAGACUAUAGACUAGAGUUUUCCGUCAAAUCGCUCAUUGGCUCAAGGGCAAAACUACAAGAUGUGCCUAAGAUCUCUGAGCUCAUAGAAAGCAAGUUGCGUUCAUGGUUCAAGGACAGUGAUCCGCUUACCUUCUAUGUGGCCCAGAAGCAAAAACACUAG